AUGGCGAUGAAAAAUAGUACUUCGGUGGACGAGGCGCUGGUCCGCAAGGGCCUGGAGCCGGGUUUCGUCGAAAAGCUGCUGCCCCAAAUGGUGGAGCUGGUGCGCUACUCCAGGCUUCUGCCGCAAGGAGAAGAACAUGCCAUCCGGAGGGGAUCCCGGGACUUCUUGGCCUCCUCUCGGGACCUGGGCGAGCGCUCCCUGGGAGCCGCUCACCAGAUCUUCUGCUUCUUGGCGCAGUCGCUGCACCAGGGAUCGAAGCCGGAGGACUUGAAGAACUUCAACCUCCUGGUAGACAGCAUUGAUGAUGCGCUGGAAAAGGUUGAUGGAAAUCUCAGGGAUGCCAAGUCUGGCAAGCAGGGAGAGGAAGUGGAGGAGGAGGAGCCUGCGCCGACCCCCUCAACAGGUUCGCACGUUGCCCGCACGGCCAAGCCACAGGUGCGAUGGCGUCAGCUGGUGGACAACCACCGGACACGUUUCGUGCCAAGACUGCUGGUCAAGCACAACGAGCAGACGCCGUUGAGCCCAAAGCUUGUGGAGGCUCAGUGCAAGGUCGGCAUCCGGCCUGGGGCCGUCCGAAAUCUCACACCAGAGCAGACCACGGUUUCUGAGGAGCCUUUGCCCCAUCCAUACGACGAGGAGCUCAGCGCUUUGUCUUGGCCGGACGAUUUCUUUCGGCCGCGCCCUGCCACACGCUACAAUCGUAUGGAGGAUACUCCAUUGAUCAUGGUUCGCACAGAGGCAGAGCUGAAGGAGAUGGUGGAGGAGAUCAAAGGAACCUGCGUUGGCAGCGAGAUUGCCGUAGAUGUUGAGCACCAUGACUUCAGGUCAUUUCGUGGCUUCGUGUGUCUGAUACAGGUAUCCACUCGGAAAAAGGACUUUCUAAUCGAUCCCUUUGAUAUCUUCGAGCAGCUGCACAUGCUGAAUGAGGUCUUCUCUGACCCGCGCAUUGUGAAAGUCCUCCACGGUGCAGAUCGUGAUGUACUUUGGCUGCAGCGUGACUUCUCUGUCUAUUUGGUGAACAUGUUCGACACAGGCCUUGCAACGCGCGCGCUGCGCCUGCAAGGUGGCUACUCCCUUGCCAACCUCGUGUCCCACUUCUGUGGGGUGAAGCUGGACAAGAAGUACCAGACCGCAGACUGGAGGGAGCGACCACUACCCACGGAGAUGGUCCACUACGCUCGGGCUGACACCCACUACUUGCUCUUUUGUUACGACUGCCUCAAGAAUGCACUGCUGGCACAGAGCGGCAUGGCCGCGAAGAGUGGUGUCAAUGUGGGCAUCACUGCGCUCGAGAACGGGGAUGUCGAGGCGACCGAUGAAGGAGUGCAGAAUCUCCAGGCAGUCAUGCAAAAGAGCGCUGGGCUCUGCGCCACCGUCUACCGGGAGCUUCCACACGACGGCGCCUCCGAGGCUGCCUCGCUCUGCGAUCGCUACGGGUCCAAGCAGCGCGCGCUGGAACCCAAGCAGAUGAGCGUACUCAAGGCUUUGACUGACUGGCGGGAUCAGCUCGCGCGCAGCAUCGACGAGUCACUAAACUUUGUGGCGCCCGAUGCUUGCCUUUGGCGAGUUUCCCUGGCAAUGCCCACAUCGCCUGUGAAGCUACGCAGCACUUGCAAUCCCCUGCCGGCCACACUACAGCAGCACGCGCAGGAGGUCGUGGACAUUGUAGUCAAGUGCGCUUUGCCAGCCGUGGACGGGGGCAGUGGGAUGCCCGACCCAGAGGAGAAGGAACAGUCGAAGGAGCGUUCGGCACCGGCUUCGGCUUCGCCAAGGGAGUCCUUGCCGAGCCCACCGGAGGCCGAGGACUCCACGGGAGAGGUUACGGCGACGACGCGAGGGAAGGCGCACGAGGACUGGCCGGUCAGGCUCGAGCAGUCGCCCCGCCCGCUGGUUCACGUCACCGCCAGCUUUGGCUUCCGGCAAGGCUCUGGCGAACCCGGCCUCAAGCGAAAGCUUUCGGUCCUUUGCGGCGACUCCGGCUCGGAGGAGCCUCCGGCGGGCGAUGACGACGGGAAGCCCCAAAAAGGGCGCGCUAGGGUCAUCAGGCGAAAAAUCAGCUUUGCAUCUCCCGCUCCGCCUGCCGCCAUCAUCCCCACGAAGGCCUCAGAGCCUCCUGAGGCUCGAGAAGCGGUCCACAGCGAGACACCAGGCUCCGGUCCAGCCUCGGAGACUGCGCGAGCGGCUCCGGAGGCUGCGGAGGCUGAGGAGGUGCCGGCACCACUCAGAAAGCGGAAGAAGAAGCGGCGGCGGCCGGAAGUGCUCGAGCAGACGGUGGAGACGCAGGUCGCCGCGAAACCGCCGGCGGCGUCUGCGCAGUCUGCUCGGGCUGGCCCAGCAAAGAUGGUGGAGCAAUCGGAGAGCGGCAUGGCCACUUCCACGGCGAAAGCGGCUGCUCCGGUCAGCGGCCAAGCACCAGAGGCCAAGUCGGUUGGAUCUGGCACGCCACUGGGUGUGGCUGCGGCGCCGAAAUCAGGCACUGCGGCAGCCCCAGCAGAAGCUGCUCCAAAAGCACCGGGCCCAGAGAUGUCGGAGGUGCGCCCGAAGAGGAAAGUGGUGAAGCGGAAGAAAGUGGUGCAGGAGACGGUGGUGGACCCCUACUUGUGA
This is a messenger RNA of Symbiodinium natans, 2604 nucleotides long. The record is from the annotation of a GenBank genome assembly. Lineage: Eukaryota; Dinophyceae; Suessiales; Symbiodiniaceae.